Messenger RNA from Rosa rugosa (rugosa rose), 1794 nucleotides. RefSeq lists its product as uncharacterized. The coding region runs from base 1065 to 1436 and encodes 123 amino acids. The transcript is spliced from 7 exons. Lineage: Eukaryota; Viridiplantae; Streptophyta; Magnoliopsida; Rosales; Rosaceae. The record is from RefSeq and is a predicted model, not a curated record.
AUCAAUUUUCAAGUAACCUAAUAGUUGCUUGGGGAGGAGGGAGAGGGAGAGGGAGAGGGAGAGGGAGAGAUUUGGCUGGAUAUAUGCUGUAGAUGUUUUUGUAUUUCCACCUUUUGAUUGUUAGUUCUGUUGCCAUAACUGAUAAAUUUAUCCUGGGAUGAGUUUAUCCAAACCAUGAGUAGUAUCCAAAACUUUGCAAGUUAUAGUUGCAAUCAGUCAUGUUUAUGAUUUAAAUAUCUUUUCAGAGAUUAUGGAUAGUCAGCGUUGGAUUGCAGGGAUACUUUGACUGGCUGUUGAUAUCAUAAUCUUGGUGGAAGCUUGAAGCCUUGAAGUGACUUCAAGAAACAUGUAUUCACAUAAAUGGCAAGCUAUAGCAUGCAUGUUGCUACAAUUAUUCCAUAGCAGGAAGGCUGAUGGGGAAUUGUAGUGAAAUGAAGGACAUGAUUUUGGUAGUGCAUGAAAUCAAAAAACCACAGGACCGCUUUUUUGUGGCCACAUUUAAAUUUUUUUUAUUUACAAGUUUGAGAGUUGAAUACAUCUGUUUCAAGUUGUAAAUUUGAAGAAUUUGGUAAAGAAAGAUGACGAGGAAGAGAGAAGUAUGUUUAAACAGACGCCAUAAUGCUUUCUUUUGACCAACUCUUCUAUGUGAAUGUUCCUAACUAGGAAAAAGAUUUAGAAAUUCACACAGCAAAGGUUAUUAUACAAUGUCAAUUUAAAGAAAAACAAUACAAAAAGAUAUUGCAUAAAUGCAUGCGGCCCUUGCGCACGUGCAAUAAGGCCAAAAAAAAAAAAAAAAAUACAGUAAAAAGAAAAGAAAAAAUAACAAACUGCACGCGCAUAAGAGAGAACGAACAAUACGCACGCGCGAGCGCGGCCCUUAAGCUCCAGGUACUUCUUUAUUCAAUGGAUAAAGGAUAUUAUAAACUUACAUAUUUGAUUGCAUUAUUUUUAUUACAACCUUAGAGUUUGUGUAAUUUUUUUUAUUUGUAGGAAAGGUACGAGCUAGGCGCCCUCAACAAAAGAAAAAGUUCCAAAGAGACGAGGGCUUUAGGAGACGUGUUUCCAUGUUUUCAUCUGGUUGGCGGAUGGGACAAUCAGUAAAAAUUAACACCGCUUAUCUCAGUGAGCUGAUUUUGAAAGAGUGGAAGAAAAAGAAGCAUGCACAUUGGCGCUACAGAAACGCACGUACAGAGUUGAUGACACACGAUAUUGGUCACAUUAAACGAACUUGGAGAAAGGUUUUGCGCAUUAGGAGGCAAAAGCAUCGUGAACAAAACAGCUUUUUGGCUAAGUUCUACAUCAAGCGUUUUGAGGAUUUGAAACAUGAUAUUGAGAACUCUUCCAAUAAUUGGACCAAGGGUGUUGCAGUAAGGGAAUUAUCUAACUUCAUGUAUGGGCAACGAUUGUUGACAAAUGGAUGGCUCAGAUGGAGUUGAUUGGAGCAUGUGGACUUUAUUGAACACAUAUGUAUAUAGGCAUAUAUAGAAGUUUCUUUUUAAAAAGUAUGUUUCUAUUGUAAACAUUUGUAUAUAUAGUGCACAUUUUUGUAUGAAGUUUAAUGUUUUUUAAUUUUAUUUUUUACUAAUGAAUGGGUAAAGCCAAAUACCACUAUAGUAUAAUGUUUGCAUAUGAGAGAGUUAGGUAAUGUCCAACAUGGAAAUUAUAUUGCACUCUCGAGCGAAAUAUGACACAGGCAUAGUAAGAGAGGAAUUACAAUGUGCAUAUGCGGAAUGUAUUGUCCAAAACAAAACUCGCACGCGCGAGCGCGGCCCUUCUGCACGCGCAUAGCGCGUG